AUGGCCGCGCCAACAGAUCAGCGAAUAGCUGUUCCUAUUGACGACCCAAAUGCGGAUACCGAAUGGAAUGAUAUCCUCCGUAAGCAUGGCAUCAUACCUGAAAAGCCCCCGUCUCCUACGCCUAUGAUAGAAGAAGCUUUACUCGAGGCCCAACGAAUAGCGCAUGAGAACAGAUUGGAGGGGAAAGAACUUGAUGAGCUUGACGCACUAGAAGAUGAAGAAGACGAAGCUUUUCUAGAGCAAUACCGACAGAAGCGAAUGCAGGAGUUACAUAAACUGACCAAGAAGUCAAUACAUGGCACCGUCUACCCGAUAUCUAAGCCGGAAUACUCGCGCGAAGUAACGGAAGCUUCACACAAGGGGCCCGUUUUUGUCAAUCUCACAUCCUCACUUGGUACCAAUGUCGAAUCAAGAGUUUUGUCAGAACUUUGGAGGCAAGCAGCAAAAGAAUACGGUGAUAUUAAGUUUUGCGAAAUCCGCGCGGAUAAGGCAAUCGAGAAUUACCCAGAUCGCAACUGCCCGACCAUUCUUGUAUAUAAGAACGGCGAUAUUGUGAAGCAGAUUGUCACUCUUGUUACCGUUGGUGGUGUGCGAAUGAGUAUGCUAAACAUCGAUAAUUUGUUGGUUGAAGUGGGCGCCGUGGAUGCGAAAGAUAUGAGGGUAGUGAAAAGGAAGAGAGACGCCGAGGACGCGAGAGAAGAGCAACUAGUAGGCAAAGGGAUCAAGAGUGGAAAUCUGAGACAUGCAACUGUUAACGAUGACGAUGACAACGAUGAUUGGGAUUGA
Molecule: messenger RNA, 786 nt
Organism: Daldinia caldariorum
Lineage: Eukaryota; Fungi; Ascomycota; Sordariomycetes; Xylariales; Hypoxylaceae
Product: phosducin family protein
Exons: 2
Coding region: 1-786 (261 amino acids)
Biological process (GO): protein folding
Cellular component (GO): cytoplasm
Source: RefSeq, a predicted model, not a curated record